This is a messenger RNA of Darwinula stevensoni, 297 nucleotides long. NCBI's taxonomy places the organism in Eukaryota, Metazoa, Arthropoda, Ostracoda, Podocopida, Darwinulidae. The record is from the annotation of a GenBank genome assembly.
GUCUACCUGGGCCUGGCCGUGGUGCUGUGCAUCGGGCUGACGAUCGUGAGUGCGGCUGGGCUGUGCCUCUUCAUUGGGUUCAUCCCGACGGAGAUUCACAAUCUGAUGCCUUUCCUCAUCCUCGGGAUCGGCAUCGACGACUCGCUCGUCAUCAUCCAGUGCCUGGAGAACGUGGUGUCAAAAGAAAGGACUUUGAACCCGGAGGAACGAGUGGGAGAAGCGUUGAGGCAGGCUGGAGUCUCCAUCACCAUCACGUCCAUCACGGACGUCUUCGCCUUCGCCAUUGGAGCCACUACG